ACGCUCGUUUCCUUUUUCCCCUUAAUCACAGUCUCUCUCGUUCGUUCGCCGGAGUUUUCGUCUCGCCGGAGUGUCGAUUUCUUCCUACUUACUAGGAACUAUGAACUCUCCUGACCUAGAUGAGCAAUUAGACGGCGACGUAUACAGUAACUUGCCUUCUCGAAACGAUUCUUCAACAGGGAGGAGAAAUCGAAGCUCGGGUAGAUCGAAACAUUCAGAGACAGAGCAACGAAGAAGAAGCAAAAUCAAUGAAAGGUUUCAGAGUUUAAUGGAGAUUAUACCUCAGAAUCAGAAUGAUCAGAAACGAGAUAAAGCUUCUUUCUUAUUAGAGGUUAUAGAGUAUAUUCACUUUCUUCAAGAAAAAGUUCAGAUGUAUGAAGGUUCUCAACAAUUGUGGUGUCAAACCCCAACCAAAUUGAUUCCUUGGAGAAAUAGUCAUGGGUCUGUUGUUGAGAUUGGUGACCAUCCUCAAAUCGUUUCAAGUUAUGAUAAAGUUGCUGCUUCCUCUGGUUUGCUCUUAGAUAUGCAAAAUUCUUUGGAUUCUGAUAUCGACUCAGCAGUUAGUACCAAGAUUCUUGAACACAGUCCUACUUCAGCAGUUUCAUGUUAUGUACCUACCGAGCCUUUUUCGCAGUUUGUUCAGCAUGACUUUUGGCAGCCAAAACCAAGCUGUGGAUCAAUUACUUGUAAUACAAAUGAAUUGGUAAACUCGGACGAAAAAACAUCACCCAGCUUGUCCACUGUCUGUUCACAAAGGGUACUACACACACUGACUGAAGCGUUUAAGUCAUCUGGUGUCAACAUGUCAGAGACUGUGAUUUCUGUGCAGUUAAGCCUUCGGAAAAGAGCAGAUCGAGAGUAUUCUGUUACUGCUUUUGCUUCUGAGGAUAAGUGUGAUAGAAUCGCGGAUGAAGAAGGGAAUUCUCCUACUGAAACGAGAAGCUACUACAAAGACCUAAGUAAUUCUCCGAAGAGAAUAAGACAAUAAAAAACCUGGUUUUCUAGUUUCAACUUUAUUACUGUUUGAUAAUUUUGUUAUCAGCUAGUAGGGUUCAAUUCUUUUUAAGGUAUCAGUAGGUUUAGACUGGUGUAUUUAGUUGUGAUCUGCUACUUCUGUCAAACUGCAACUAUUCCCAUGAUAUAGUAAUGACUAAGCAGAAAAUAAGAGAUGUAGCAACUUUCAGAAAUCCAUAAGCAGAGAUUUCUCCGUUUAAUAGCAUAUUUUCAAGUCUCUUA
Messenger RNA from Capsella rubella, 1236 nucleotides. Its product is annotated as transcription factor BIM3. The transcript is spliced from 6 exons. Gene Ontology annotation, biological process: DNA-templated transcription. The record is from RefSeq and is a predicted model, not a curated record. Gene Ontology annotation, molecular function: DNA-binding transcription factor activity; protein dimerization activity. Bases 101 to 988 code for a protein of 295 amino acids. Lineage: Eukaryota; Viridiplantae; Streptophyta; Magnoliopsida; Brassicales; Brassicaceae.